This is a messenger RNA of Fundulus heteroclitus (mummichog), 2908 nucleotides long. RefSeq names its product methylmalonyl CoA mutase (gene mmut). The record is from RefSeq and is a predicted model, not a curated record. The coding region runs from base 157 to 2403 and encodes 748 amino acids. Lineage: Eukaryota; Metazoa; Chordata; Actinopteri; Cyprinodontiformes; Fundulidae. Gene Ontology annotation, cellular component: mitochondrion. The transcript has 13 exons. Gene Ontology annotation, molecular function: cobalamin binding; methylmalonyl-CoA mutase activity; metal ion binding.
AGUCCUCGAUUGGCUGAGGGGGUGAGUGUUGUGAAGCAUCAUUGGACGUCGGAAAACACGCCUUUCAGAAGCUUGAGCCACCAGCACAACAAACUACAAGGUGAUCUAUGCGCGUGUGACUCAGCCAGCAGUCAGGAUGCUGUCUGCGCAGAGGGCAUGUGCAGCGAUGGCGGCCCGCCACCUGGUCGGACCUUGUGUUUCCUCAGCGCAAUCACCGGCCGUUUACAAGUUCACACCUCGGCGUGGCGUCGAGACGAGCUCAAGCUGGACCCCGAGUGGGCCGGCCUGGCUAAGAAACAGCUGAAGGGGAAGAACCCAGAAGAUCUGAUCUGGCGCACCCCCGAGGGGAUCAACAUCAAGCCGGUGUACACGGCGGCGGAUUCAGAGGGACGUGCAGACGAACUGCCAGGAGUCUUUCCGUACACCAGAGGGCCCUAUCCCACCAUGUACACUUACAGGCCGUGGACAAUCAGGCAGUAUGCUGGCUUCAGCACCGUGGAGGAAAGCAAUAAGUUCUACAGAGAUAACAUUAAAGCUGGCCAGCAGGGUCUCUCUGUGGCGUUUGACCUCCCGACCCACCGCGGCUACGACUCAGACAACCCCAGAGUCCACGGGGACGUGGGAAUGGCCGGCGUAGCAAUAGACACGGUGGAGGACAUGAAGAUGCUCUUCGACGGAAUCCCCCUGGAGAAGAUGUCUGUGUCGAUGACGAUGAACGGAGCCGUCAUCCCCGUGUUGGCCAUGUUUAUCGUCACCGGGGAGGAACAGGGGGUGGCCAAAGAAAAACUAACCGGCACCAUUCAGAAUGAUAUCUUGAAGGAGUUCAUGGUGCGCAACACCUACAUCUUCCCCCCGGAGCCCUCCAUGCACGCCAUUGCGGACAUCUUCGCCUAUACUUCCAAGCACAUGCCAAAGUUCAACUCCAUAUCCAUCAGUGGCUACCACCUGCAGGAGGCUGGGGCAGAUGCUAUUUUAGAGGUAGCUUACACCAUUGCCAACGGCCUGGAGUACUGCCGGACGGGCCUGAAAGCAGGUCUGACCAUCGACGAGUUUGCACCCAGGUUGUCGUUCUUCUGGGGCAUCGGGAUGAAUUUCUACAUGGAAAUCGCAAAGCUGAGGGCAGCCAGGAGGCUUUGGGCCACUCUCAUUAAAGAAAACUUCCAGCCCAAGAACCCCAAGUCUCUCCUUUUGCGCACCCACUGCCAGACGUCAGGCUGGUCACUCACUGAACAGGAUCCCUACAACAACGUGAUCCGCACGGUGAUCGAAGGCAUGGCUGCUGUGUUCGGGGGCACCCAGUCUCUGCACACCAACUCCUUCGAUGAAGCUCUGGGUCUGCCCACUGUGAAGAGCGCUCGGAUCGCCAGAAACACCCAGAUUAUCAUCCAGGAGGAGUCGGGCAUCCCUAAAGUUGCAGAUCCCUGGGGGGGCUCGUUCAUGAUGGAGGCGCUGACUGAUGAUGUUUAUAACACGGCUAUGAAGUUCAUUAAAGACAUAGAAGAGAUGGGAGGCAUGGCCAGAGCUGUGGCAGAGGGCAUCCCAAAACUUCGCAUUGAGGAAUGCGCUGCUCGGAGACAGGCCCGCAUUGACUCAGGGUCAGAGGUCAUUGUUGGUGUGAACAAGUACCGGCUGGAAAAAGAGGAGACCGUGGAGGUGCUCGCGAUAGAUAAUACCGUUGUGCGUCAGAAACAGAUUGAGAAACUCAAAAAGGUAAGAGAGAGUCGUGAUCCUGAAGUGGCAAAAAAAUGCCUGGCAGCUAUUGAAGAGUGUUCCCGAACCAGGGAGGGCAACCUUCUAGGCCUCGCUGUGGAGGCAGCACGAGCCAGAUGCUCUGUUGGUGAAAUUACUGAUGCAAUGAAGAAAGUGUUUGGUGAGCACAAGGCCAGCACCAGGAUGGUGAGCGGGGCUUACCGCAGCGAGUUCGGAGAGCAUGAGGAGAUCACUCUGGCCAACAACAGAGUUACGGAGUUUAAGAGACACGAGGGGAGGAACCCUCGGCUACUGGUGGCAAAGAUGGGACAGGAUGGCCACGACAGGGGUGCCAAAGUCAUCGCCACGGGCUUUGCUGACCUGGGAUUCGAUGUUGACAUUGGGCCACUAUUUCAGACUCCCCGGGAGGUCGCCCAGCAGGCGGUGGAUGCUGACGUUCACUGCGUCGGGGUCAGCACGCUGGCAGCGGGACACAAGACCCUGGUCCCAGAGCUCAUCAAGGAGCUACGGAAGCUCAACAGGCCAGAUAUCCUUGUCAUCUGCGGAGGAGUCAUUCCACCGCAGGACUAUGAAUUCCUCUAUCAGAGCGGCGUCUGCGCUAUAUUUGGCCCAGGCACCAGGAUCCCUAAAGCUGCUGUCGAAGUUAUCGACAACAUCGAGAAGAGCCUGGAGAAAAUACGUCACGCCAUGUAAAAACAGACAAUAAUCCCCUGUUAUUCAUCAACAGUGGUUUAUCCGAUUGAAUCUUUGUGUCAUAGUAUCACAACACUUUUGACUUCUGUUGGAAUUUCAUUCCCUGCAAGAAAAAGACAUUUAGUAGUGUUCUCGACAUAUCUUGUAUAGUUCAGAAAUGAGGUUAAUAAAAUACUUGUGACCUCCUGACAGCUGUCUAGACCUGCUAUGAAUGAAAUCUUCUUGCCGUUUCUAAGCAGAGUGUAAUUACAGUCGGUGGAGUCGACAUGUGUAGAUAGAAACUGAAAUCAAGUGUCCUUCUGUAUUAUCUGUCCUUGCAUCUCUCUAAGGACUUUGAAUCUCAAGAUCAAUGUAAAUUUUAUUUAGAAAUUUGUCCUGCAGGUUCAAAAGCGUUUAAAAAGUUCUGUUCAGAGAAAAGCCUUAUUGGUCACAAUGUUUAAAGCUGUUGGGAGAUCUGCAUCCUGUUUGAUCACUUUUCUUGAAAAUAAAGUUUGUCAGCUGUGAA